AUGGCUUUACAAUCAUAUGAUUUUGUUAAUGAUUCAACUUGUGAGAAACGUUUGGUGAAGGUCAAAGUUGAAGCACCGCGUGAGGUCCACAAAUGGCCACUUGCCAAGAAGCUUCCUAAUUAUAAUGUGACGGUGGGUCGUUGUUUCCAGCCUAUUUAUGUUUCAAUGUUUGAUACAUAUUCCAAUCAAAUUCCAUUUUUAAAAGUACCUGAAGUAGUGGUUAAGGUCGAAUGUAACAAGGGUGUUAACCUUAAAGUUUACAAAUGGAGCCCAUCUAUAUCAUUUAGCAUGUCGGCUCUCAUUCUCAAGGAUUUGAUCAUUGGGAGCUCUAAUUUAGACAGUGCAAAGAUUGGAAGAAAAAAAGAGUUUGAUGCAGCCUUAAGAGAACUUAGAGGGAAGGAUGUUGAUAUAUCUGAGGAAGCAAAUGAAAUCCAGGAUUAUAUAGAAACACUACAAAAGCUCCCAAAGGCCAAAAUAUUCGAUUUGUUUCAGAGAAGAUAUUUGCAAUAUGUCAGUGUUUAUGGUCUUGAAGCAGAUAUAUGGAGUGCUGGUGUAAUUUUGUACAAUCUUCUUUGUGGGGUCCCACCUUUUUUGGGAGAAUAUGAAAAUGAGAUCUUUGAAGAGGUUUUGAGGGGUAAUUCAUAUUGUAGUGUAUUUAUUCCAAAUCCCACUUUCUUUGGAUGGAGAAAAGGGUCACAAGAAUUAUCGGAGCAAGGGUUCAUUAGUCUUAAAGAAUUAUGA
Molecule: messenger RNA, 741 nt
Organism: Lactuca sativa (garden lettuce)
Lineage: Eukaryota; Viridiplantae; Streptophyta; Magnoliopsida; Asterales; Asteraceae
Source: RefSeq, a predicted model, not a curated record